AUGGGAAAUGCAGCCGCGCUCCAGGAUGUGUCGCGGGUGCUUGACACGUCUUUGGCAUCGCUGGGGGUGCUCACCCGUAUCGUCACCGAUCCACAGCAGGCCGCCCGCCUCGGGGAGCUCAUCUCCAAGCAUGACUUUCCGGUGCUCCUCCGGGCGCUGACGUCCCGGGGCGAGCGCUUGCCGCCGGAUUUUUUCCCGACCUGGAUCCGGAAAGCCGGGGGCUACUUCCCCAAGUUUGCCCAGGUUCUGUCUGUGCGCGCAGAUCUGAUUGAUGACCCUGAGGUUCUCGCUGGGUUGAGCCGGUGUCUGGAAGAUAUGCCGAAGAGGCCUCAUGCUGACGUGAUCACGAUCCUGGAGCAGGCCGGCUGGCACGAUGCCUCUUCAAAUCUGGGUCGGGCUCUGAACGCGGGCACGGUCGCGCAAGUGAACGAGAUGAGCUUUUAUGGCCCCGCGGUCCUCAAGGUCACCUUUCCAGACGUCCACCGGCGCUUCGUCACGGACUUCCGCCUCUUUUCCCAUGCCCGCGCCAUUCUCCAAGCCUUGAACUUGCGGGAUGACAAGGCCCAGAUCGUCGGCGCAAUGUUCGAGGCGGUGGGGAAGAGCGAGCGCCACGUCUUGCAGGAGUUCGACCUUUCAUGCGAAGCCCGUGCUCUCUGGAUGGCACAGGAGCUCCUUGCGGAGUGGCCUGCGGCCUACGAAGCCUGGAAGUCUGGCAUGGCUGGAGUGAUUUCGCAUGCGGCUGCGGCUCUUCCGCCGCACAUACUGCCCUUGCUGCAGGUAGCCCAAGCGCAGUCCCGGACGUGGCGGAUUGGCGUUCCCGCACCGGUGGCAGAUCGCGUGGCCCCCUCUGCGUUGAUCAUGACGCUGGCCGGAGGCCAGCGUAACCCCCGGAGGUUUAGGGUUUAG
Molecule: messenger RNA, 906 nt
Organism: Symbiodinium natans
Lineage: Eukaryota; Dinophyceae; Suessiales; Symbiodiniaceae
Source: the annotation of a GenBank genome assembly